Molecule: messenger RNA, 996 nt
Organism: Eutrema salsugineum
Lineage: Eukaryota; Viridiplantae; Streptophyta; Magnoliopsida; Brassicales; Brassicaceae
Product: hornerin
Exons: 2
Coding region: 1-996 (331 amino acids)
Molecular function (GO): electron transfer activity
Source: RefSeq, a predicted model, not a curated record
AUGGGUCUCUCUGGUGCACGCAAGGUGCUCUUAAUCCUCGUGAUCACUGCAUGCGUCUUCUCCGGAAGUGCUGAGGCAUGGAGCUGGAGUUGGGGUUCCGGCCAGUCCGGUUCUAACUGGGGCUGGGGCUGGGGCUCCGACAGCUCUGGUAGCGGUUCUUCUGGCUCGAGUUCAGGUGGUUCAGACUCGAACUCGGGUGGUGGUUCAAGUUGGGGAUGGGGUUGGAGCUCGAACGGAACGGAUACACACUGGGGUUGGGGAAGCAGCUCUGGCUCAAACCAUUCGAGCGGCACUGGCUCUACACACAACAACCACACGGCCCCAUCAAACCACUCCUGCGGCACUGGUUCUACAAGCAACAUCCACCACAACCACUCGGCUCCAUCAAACCACUCAAGCGGUACUGGUUCUACACACAACAACCACACGACCCCAUCAAACCACUCAAGCGGUGCUGGUUCUACACACAACAACCACACGACCCCAUCAAACCACUCAAGUGGUGCUGGUUCUACACACAACAACCACACGGCCCCAUCAAAUCACUCAGGCGGGACUGGCUCUACGAGCAACAACAGCCACCACAACCACACGGCCGCUCUAAUAUCGCAUAGAAGAAAGAUUGAGGUUACUGUGUGGAAAAGCGGAUUCGAUUACCAAGAAUGGGCUUCAAAGCAUGCGCCUUUCUACGUCAACGAUGUUCUUGUUGUCAAGUACACCAACAACAAUAAUGAUCGAACCAAAUCCAAGACCAAGCACAGCCACAAGAACGAUGUCUAUUUGCUCCCAGACUUGAGGAGCUACAAGAGAUGCGAUGUGAGGAGAGGCAAGAAGCUAGUCGCACGAGGAUCAUCAACAUCCUCAUUAGGGUUCAAGUUGCUUCUCCGCAAGACUCAGACUUACUACUUGGCCAGUGGGAACCACAAGGACUGCAACCACAACAUGAAGUUCUCUGUUUCCCCUGUUCCCCGCCCUUCUCCACAUACUAAACCCUAA